Molecule: messenger RNA, 2325 nt
Organism: Salvelinus sp. IW2-2015
Lineage: Eukaryota; Metazoa; Chordata; Actinopteri; Salmoniformes; Salmonidae
Source: RefSeq, a predicted model, not a curated record
GGAGUAAAUCAAUGGGGGUAAAAGAAACAUUGGACCUUUAUUGACCAAUCACGAUACCGAAUUCAGYCGAUUAUUUCGUUGACAGUAGUUUGUAAGUGAAACAUACAAGAUGACAGAUAUGUAAAUAACGGUUGAUAUGGCGAUAAGGAAACGACCUCCAGACAGUUGGUCAAGCCCAGUAGUCAUGAAUCCCAGUUCUCCCUGUGAGGGCCAGAGCCCUGAGGGUGACCCUCCAGACGAUUGGUUCCACCUUUCCACCAUGUCUCUGGGUACUCAGGGCUCUGAUGGGAGCCGGGAUGACCCAGAGGAACAUGAGAAGAGAGGCAGACUCAAGUCCAAGUUGGUGUCAGCAUGGAACAAUGUCAAAUAUGGCUGGUCGUUCAAGUCAAAGGCCCGCUUCAGCAAGACCUCUCCUCUGACCAUGCUUGGACAGUCUUAUCUGCUCAGUCAUGGAGUGGAGAGGGAGUGCUUUCGCCGGGCCUUUGCCACUCUGUUGUGGCUGACGUACAGGCGGGGCUUCCCACAGCUGGAUGGUUCCUCUCUGACCACAGACAGUGGGUGGGGCUGCAUGCUGCGCAGUGGACAGAUGCUCCUGGCACAGGGGCUGCUGCUACACCUGCUGCCGCCAGGCUGGAUCUGGCUCUCUGCCAACAUGUGUCCAAAGAUGACAUUGAGGUACAGGAGUCUCGCUCCUUGGGUCCAGAGUUGACGAAGAAGGAAGAGGAAGAGCAUAGUGUCCUUCCUGGAGAGCCGGACUGAGGUCACUCACAGACGGGUGGUGUCCUGGUUUGGGGAUCAUCCCAUCGCCCCGUUCGGGCUGCAUCAGCUGGUGGAACAGGGCACAAGCUCAGGGAAGAAGGCAGGGGACUGGUAUGGCCCCUCCUUUGUAGCACACAUACUUCGUCUGGCUGUUGACGCAGCAUCAGCAGAGGUGUCCAAUCUGACAGUGUAUGUAGCACAGGACUGCACUGUGUACAUAGAUGACGUGGUGAGGCUGUGUGAGAGACCUCUAUCUGAGGGCUCCACAGGACCCAGUCCAGCCUGGAAGUCUGUCAUCAUCCUGGUCCCUGUGCGCCUGGGAGGAGAAGUCCUCAACCCCACCUACAUUAAAUGUGUCAAAAAUCUCUUGAGGUUAGAAUGCUGCAUUGGAAUCAUUGGUGGCAAACCCAAGCAUUCUCUGUUCUUCGUUGGGUACCAAGACGAACAGCUGUUGUGCUUGGACCCCCACUACAGCCAGUCCACAGUGGAUAUCACACAGGAUAACUUCCCCUUAGAGUCAUUUCACUGUAAGUGUCCCAGGAAGAUCUCCUUCAGUCGCAUGGAUCCCAGCUGCACUAUAGGCUUCUAUGCCAAGAGCCAGAAGGAAUUUGAGUUACUGUGCUCAGCUGUUAACACGGCUCUCUCAUCAUCAACAGAAAAGUACCCCAUCUUCACCAUUGCAGAGGGUCAGGGACAGGAUGGGGGGCAGGAGGAUGAGAGCGAUGCACCCCCAAACGCUAUCACCCACAUCCUGACCAAGGAUAAGGCGAGGCUGAGAAGGACCAAUAACAGCAACAGCAUGGAUGAGUUUGUGUUAUUGUGAACUAACGUAGCAGGUAUAAAAGUUCUAAGCUAGGUUGAAUUAGCUGUAUCCCUGAAAACUGGAACAUCCGGUUGUUGGCAACUCCGAUAAGGGUGCUGUGAACAGACUGACUGAAUGUGCCCUGAGUGGCCAGCAGGGAACAUAAUUCACAUACCAACUCAUACACACGGUUACUGAACUGAGCUUUAUCAGUGGCAGCUACUGACGGGGCACAUGCUCCAGCAUUAGCCUUUAUCCCCAACCUCCACAGGCAAUAAACAGGCUGGGUGAGGUGUUGCUGAAUAGAACAGGCCAAUGACACUAUUCUUGUGUAUUUAWUAGUUUGGUCUAAUUAUUUGUUUUAAGGGGACGUGUUUAUGAAUGUAACAAUGUUUUUAAAUGAAGGUUUCUCUAUAAUUGUUUUUAAUUUAAGGUUUUGAUAUUAGUAUAGUUUUGAGGUUCUUACGUUAAAUAACCUGCCUUCAACUUCGUUGUUUACUAUUCUACAUGAAGUCAUGGGUGACUGUAUGCCUGGCUGAAAGACACUAACUGACCCUAUUUCAUCAUUGUGUAGAUAGGCUGCUCAUCCCAUAGUCCUCUCCACUACAACCUUUUGUUGAACUACUUUGUCCAGCAUUAGACUCUGAGCUGCUGUUUGACGUCAUGUGACAGGAUGUCUGCUCUGUGAAUGGAUUAGGAAAUUGGAUUCCUUAGACCUUGUGACGUGCACAUGGAACCGGUGAAGGAAUCAAUUUGUCUUCUUA